UUCGCGCGGCUCUUCACUACAUGAACGGCCAGCAUCUCAGGGACGCCUACCGCCUCUCUUCUUACCCACACGCACAGCACGACGUUGGAUAUCUACAAAUCUCCCGUUCUUUCUGUUCUGCGCUUUAUCGUUUGUUCGCUUGAACCUACCCCUUGACUCGCAUUAUUGUUCAACAAUCAUGAGAGGAAAGCGGUUCAACCCAUGUGGCCGCAUGACGACGACGAUCAAGCUUCUGCUCGGGGCGGCCGCAGCCGCAGGCCUCCUCGGGAGCAACAACAACGAAAAUGUCGUCCUGGCCCAGACUACUACUAGCGGGUCGUCGCCCCUGUCGAGCAACCCGGACGGCUGCGUGGCCGACUACGACGCCGCGGCGGGCGUGGACUACUUCCCCGACAAGGCCGUCAUCGAGUACGCGGAGACGUUCACCGUGGAUUACUUGCCGACGUACAAGGUCCUCACGGUUUCGGAUGGGUUCUCGGACACGGUGUACGUCCUUUACCAGUGUGGCACGCCCGUGCCGGACCUCGACGACACCACCGUCGUGCAGCAGUACAUCAGCAUCCCCGUGUCGAACGUGUCUACCGGAACCACGGACCACGUCCCGAGAAUUGAGCUCCUGGGACACAGGGACAGCAUCGUGGCCUACACCGGCAACGUGGGGCUGAUCGGUUCGCCAUGCGUGGACGAACUCGUCGACAACGGGACUGUGGUUCAGGCCCUGACGUUCGACACCGUGUGCGGGCAGGACAUCAUCGACAACGAGGCCCUCGUGAACGCCUCGGUAGAGGUGGCCUUCGGGGACUCUCUCACGACCUCGUUGUGCGAGAACGCCACCAUGGUGCACAACGGCGUGGCUGUUGUGGCGUACCAGGAGAGCGGGGAGGCCGUGGGGCUGGGCCGCGCGGAGGCCAUCAAGCUCUUCUCCCUCUUCUACAACGAGGAGGCGAGGGCGAACGAGCUCUUCGACGAGAUCGAGACGGUGUGGUUCUGCACGAAGACCAACGCUCAAGGGUGCAGCCUCGAGCUGGACGAGUCACCCACCGUGGCUUGGUUCCCCUUCCUCCCCACGGACCAGGACUCGUUGUACUACGAGGCCGGCUCGGGUUGGGGCGAGCCCACCUUAGACUCUUACUACGGUCAGGCCGUCAACGAUACGGGAGGGACUAUGUUGGAUUGCGGGGUGGUCGAGGGCUUGAUGACGGACGAGGAGAUGCUGGCCUGCUUCGCUGAUGCCGACAUCUGCGUCUUCGCCGCCGACUACGGCGAGGUGGAGCUGUUCUUCGACGCCGACGUGUUGAGCCAGCUCCGCUGCAUCCAGAACCAGACGGCCUACGACGUCACCCUGUCCGGCAUCAACGCGUGGUUCGAGGCCAUCUGGGUCGAGCCUCACGUACUGAUGCAGGACAUGGUGGCCGUGCUGCACGGUGAUGACGACAACGUUGGCAUCGGAGAGUACGAGAGGCUGUUGCUGCGGAACGUGUUCACCGAGCAGAACGACGUGGGGUCCUACUACUCGGACGUGGGCACGUGCGACGACCCGGACGCCAUCCUGGAGCUCCAGGGCGGUGACUGCGAGCUCCUGAUCGACUUCGGCGACUGUGGGACGUCCGUCACCGCGGACGCUGAGUCUCCGGGGUCGAGGGUCCUGCCGACGGGCUUCGCCCUGGCGGUCGUCGCGGGGGCCGCCGCUUUCCUGUGGUAGAGGAUGAAAGAAAGAGCCUGCUUUUCGGGAGGAUACGGAAGUCGGGGGCGGGGGCGGGGGGGCUGCUGCAGCUAUUGGCAGACCUUGCAAGACGUAUGCCGCGGAUAAAUAGGUAACUCUAGCUACAGCUACAUGACUUUGCAAGAGGUGUAGCUGCAGCCACUGGUAGAACUCGCAAGGGGCAUAAAAGGUAGAACCUGCAACAGGCAUAGCUGCUGCAGCCUGUUGGAGGCACUUGUUGGUUGUAGGGAUGGCGCUGGGGGUGCGGUGCCGGCACGGUGGGGAAUAGUUUCGAUGUUUCCGUGUUCGUUUGUGUGAUGCGCUGCUUCUCAAGCGUGCUUGGCUGACUCCCGCCUGGGUGGUGGGGGGCGUUUUUGGUCUUUUGUAUUGUUGUUGUUUGACACUCUUACGGUACCUUUUAGUGGUGCCACUAUGGUGGACCUUCUUCUACGGAAAAGACGAGAGCCACAUGCCUCCACCAAUACGGCCGCAACCAACCCCGGCAGAAGUUCCGACGGGUGCUGUGCGCACAUGUAUGGAUAGCUUUUAUUGUUUGUGUGUUUUUGAGACACUUUUGCACUGCAAAAGAUUGCCUGACCCCAUGCGGUUGCUCGUCGGUGUCGACCCUUUUGGCUUCCGAUGUUGUGACACAGAUCCCUUCCCCCCACAUUCGUAGGCGUCAUGCUAUGCACACCCGUUCGCGUUUGCUGCGUGUGGAUCCAGUUAUUAAGUGCUUCGUUUCGCCUCACGGGUGAGGGGCCGCUUUCACCGACGUCGCCUUUCCUUCGAAGGCGGUGCGGAUUAAACUGAGUGUUUGACUGACUACAGUUCUUACGGUACACCCCCAAAAAUGGCGUCAGGCCGAGUCAAGGGGAAGAAUUUGACUCUUGGACGCGAUAUACUGCCUAAUUUAAGGUGUAUGUUUUCUGUGUGGUUUUUUGACUUGGCCCUUUCUCGCCUUGAAAACGAUCUGUAUAAUUGUCUCUUUUUUCCCUCGGUUCCUUCACCCCCUGCACUCCCAAGGCGGGGUGAUUCUCUUGCUCGGCAAUGCAAAAUAGUGGCGUCGUCGCGACGUGAGCGUGUGUUUCUUUUCUCACGAUUUUUUUUCCUCCCUCGUGUUUCCUCGAGUGUUUGUGGGGGGGCGCGAGAUGGCGGGGGGAUAUUGGGAACUAUGCAGGUAGCGAUGAUCCGUAUUUAUUCAUUUUAUAGUUGUCACCCUAGUGCCCGUAGGGUGAGGCGCGUAAUUUUGUCGUUGUUUUCUUCCCUCCUGGAGGCAUUGUAGCGGCGGUGUGUGUUCAAAUCGUCCGAUGGGUUUUUCAAUGGCCCUUCCCGAGACUGACUCGGUAUUAUUUUUAUUUUUUUUCUCUCACUCGGUAUACACCAUCUUUAGGUGUUGUCGAUCUCGGCGAACACACUUCCUUGAUUAUUUUUCGGGGGUGGUCGUUGUCUUGAUGAAUCAUCGAGCACGAGGCUCAUACGCCCGAGUUGGGGCGGACUCUCGAAGUCACUCCUCUUGUUUUACGGACGUACACGGAAAAUUGCUUUAUUUAAACAAAUAGACAAAUUUAUCAGAAACUG
Ectocarpus sp. CCAP 1310/34 is the source of this 3280-nucleotide messenger RNA. The record is from the annotation of a GenBank genome assembly. NCBI's taxonomy places the organism in Eukaryota, Phaeophyceae, Ectocarpales, Ectocarpaceae.